Molecule: messenger RNA, 246 nt
Organism: Fukomys damarensis (Damara mole-rat)
Lineage: Eukaryota; Metazoa; Chordata; Mammalia; Rodentia; Bathyergidae
Product: 60S ribosomal protein L39-like
Exons: 3
Coding region: 1-246 (81 amino acids)
Biological process (GO): translation
Cellular component (GO): ribosome; cytosolic large ribosomal subunit
Molecular function (GO): structural constituent of ribosome
Source: RefSeq, a predicted model, not a curated record
AUGGGGAUUCAGAACGUGUUGCCUGAAUUUCUUGGAACUCCAUUUAAUGUAGAACAAUUGGUCACAGUCUCUCCUGUCCAUCACCUAACCACAUCUUCUCACAAGACUUUCAGAAUCAAGCAAUUCCUGGACAAGAAACAAAGACAGAAUUACCCCAUUCCUCACUGGAUUCGGAUGAAAACUGGUAAUAAGAUCAGGUACAAAUCCAAGAGGAGACACUGGAGGAGGACCAAUCUGGGACUGUAA